GAGAAGAUGGCGGACGUAGAUCAGUGGAUAGAGAUCGCGAAGCAGUGCAAAUAUUUACCAGAAAAUGAUUUGAAGAAACUAUGUGAUAUGGUGUGUGAACUCCUACUGGAGGAGUCUAAUGUACAGCCCGUUUCCACCCCGGUCACUGUGUGUGGGGACAUUCAUGGACAGUUUUACGACCUGAUGGAACUCUUCAAAACUGGGGGUCAGAUGCCAGAUACAAAUUACAUAUUUAUGGGUGACUUUGUUGACAGAGGGUACUUCAGUUUGGAGACUUUUACUCUACUGUUAACACUCAAAGCCAAGUGGCCUGACAAGAUAACGUUGCUGCGAGGAAACCAUGAGAGUCGACAAAUCACACAGAUUUACGGUUUUUAUGAUGAGUGUCAGACAAAGUACGGUAAUGUGAACGCCUGGCGAUACUGCUGUAAGGUGUUUGACCUCCUCACUAUAGCAGCGAUAAUUGAUGAUAAUGUUUUAUGUGUGCAUGGAGGCUUGUCACCAGACAUCAAAACCAUUGAUCAGAUCCGCACGAUUGAGAGGAACCAGGAAAUCCCCCACAAAGGCGCUUUCUGUGAUCUGGUUUGGUCUGAUCCAGAAGAUGUGGAGACCUGGGCCAUUAGUCCUCGAGGGGCAGGAUGGCUGUUUGGCUCAAAGGUCACUCAAGAGUUUGUUCACAUCAACAAUAUCAAGCUGAUUUGUCGCGCUCAUCAACUCGUUCAUGAAGGCUUCAAGUAUAUGUUUGAGGAGAAGCUGGUAACAGUUUGGUCUGCCCCUAACUACUGUUACCGCUGCGGUAACAUAGCCGCUGUUCUCUCCUUCACGGACUGCGAUCAUCGUGAGCCGAAACUUUUCCGUGCUGUCCCAGACAAUGAACGUGUCAUACCAUCACGAACAACAACACCAUAUUUUCUCUAGAGACUUGUGCAAAGUGUACAGACUGUUCAACAAACUCUCAUCUAUAGAUGCGAGGAAUAAGGGAGGUAACUGUGCUGUGGGUGGAUGAAGGGAGAUAACCUGCCCACCUGGAUUCCUUAUCAGAUGUUAAAAAAAUUCACACAACUGAUGCAAACCAGGUUUUGUAUUGACCCUGAAUAACACUUUUUUGUAAAUUUGUUGGACAUACAUGUAUGCAAACUCCAGUGCAAAUAGAACUGCAUGUUAUUUGUACAGAUGUUACCUUUUUAUGGUGAGACAUAUGCCCAGGAACUGAAUCAGUAUCUCUGCAAUCCAUCUUCAGAAUGAACUAUAACCUGCCCCUAACUACUGGCCUUUCAUUUCCGUCUGAAUAAUUCCAAUGGAGUGCAUGAUGUGAGCAGGAGUUACUCCCCUCUAACUGAGCUGGACAGCAGGUUUAUCUUGUCUGUAGUAUAAACAGGGUAAACCUUUUCCCUGGCUGCUUGAUCCAGAGUUCCCCAGAGUUCACAGCCAGUUUUAAUCUGGAUUACAGAGUGUAGAUAUGCAGAUAUCUCUGUUCCAUCUUGCACGUUAAAUGUCUGUACUUGAGCAGUUGUAGAAUACCAGUAAUGAUAACCUAAAUGUUUUGAUGGAGGUUUGCUUGACAGCAUGGCCAUUUAGAGAGACUUUUGUGGCUCCAGCUCAGUGAUUUUUAACAUAAUUUACAUGAAAUGUCUGAUGUAAAUAAAGGUACAAAGAUACAAAUUCCUGUACAUUACUGUUUACCUCAGUCACAUCGUAAUUUAAAAGCAUAGUCAGAAGUUUGAUGGUCAGAAUUGCCCGUGAAUAAUCGAAAGACAGUCCAUCACCUGUCUUCUUGGCAUUUAUCAUCAUCAGUCAUUUAUUUAUUUAUUUGAUUCGUGUUUUACGCCAUACUAGAGAAUAUUUCACUUAUACGACGGCGGCCAGCAUUAUGGUGGGUGGAAACCGGGCAGAACUCGGGGGAAUCCCACGACCAUCCGCACGUUGCUGACAGACCUUCUCGCAUACGGCCGGAGAGGAAGCCAGCAUGAGCUGGACUUGAACUCACAGCGACCGCAUUAAUGAGAGACUCAUGGGUCAUUACGCUGUGCUAGCGCUUUAACUGACUGAGCUACGGAGACCCCUCAUCAUCAAUCAUCAAAUGUGUAUUGUCAUCAGUAGUUGUAAUGUGCCAGAUGAAAACAACCCCCUUGACAUGUACAUGUGUUAAAGCUGAGGCAUACACAGUGAGAAACAUCUAAGUGCCACCAUGUUAUCAAUUUUUUAUCGAGUUUUUUCUUUAACCGGUGAACCUGGUUGUUUCUGCUGACAUCACGAGAACCCUGCAUGGUCUUUCAGCCACAUGUGCAUAGGGUAUAAUUCCUGUGACAUCAUACUUCCGCUCUUUAACAUGGCGUGCCCCUUAUGCCUCCUAACAAUUGGAGAUUCAAACUUGAUUUAUAAAGGUAUGUCGUCAGAAAAACAAUGACUGUCUCUCAUGGAGUCGCUUUCCACCAAUAAUUCCGGUUAUUUGUUAUCUAUUCUUUUAAAUUCUGUCUGUGACUUAAUGGAAAGCUCGACUGGUGUGUAGGAUUGCAUUCCACAUCUGGUUGUGUAGGAUUGUAAUAGCGUCUUGUGUUAUGGCUGUACCGUAGCAUCUUGUGUUAUGGCUGUACAGUUACAUUUUGUGUUAUGGCUGUACCGUUACAUUUUGUGUUAUGACUUUACCAUUUCCAGGCAAUGUUUUGCCUGAUGAACUGAAAUGGUUUGUUUUUAUCUGCUGCCAAGUCUUACUUAUCAACAGAUCACGAUAUGCAAAUUCCGAAUGAGUUUUUUUCUUUCAGUCGGAGCACAAUAAACAGUGUGGGCAGUAAACGUGUAGCCUUGAACGUCUGAAAAGGUGAAUGAUGUAACUACUAGUACAGCCUUGAAACUGUUGUACAUUUAUAUAAAUACUUAUAAUAAAAUGAGAAUUUUA
Molecule: messenger RNA, 2896 nt
Organism: Liolophura sinensis
Lineage: Eukaryota; Metazoa; Mollusca; Polyplacophora; Chitonida; Chitonidae
Product: serine/threonine-protein phosphatase 6 catalytic subunit
Exons: 10
Coding region: 7-918 (303 amino acids)
Molecular function (GO): protein serine/threonine phosphatase activity
Source: RefSeq, a predicted model, not a curated record